Molecule: messenger RNA, 1073 nt
Organism: Ruditapes philippinarum (Manila clam)
Lineage: Eukaryota; Metazoa; Mollusca; Bivalvia; Venerida; Veneridae
Product: dCTP pyrophosphatase 1-like
Biological process (GO): nucleoside triphosphate catabolic process
Molecular function (GO): nucleoside triphosphate diphosphatase activity
Source: RefSeq, a predicted model, not a curated record
ACGAGAGAAACAGAAUAAAUUUGCUGCUGACAGGAACUGGGAUCAGUACCAUUCUCCAAGAAACUUGCUGUUAGCUCUGGUCGGUGAAGUUGGUGAAUUAGCAGAAAUAUUUCAGUGGAAAGGGGAGGUGAAAGAAGGACUGCCAGACUUCACAGAUGCUGAAAAAGAACAUGUUGGACAAGAGAUGGGUGAUGUACUGUUGUAUCUUAUACGUCUAGCUGAGAAAUGUCAUAUAGACCUUCCUAGUUCUGUGCUGAAGAAAAUAGAACAAAAUGGGCUAAAAUAUCCAGCAGAUAAAGUUUAUGGUAAAAGUCAUAAAUACACAGAAUAUCAGAGUAAUGGGGAUACAACUGAACAAACAUGAUAAAUAAAAAUUUGUUUUUUAGGAAAAUGUGAUUAUUUGAGUUGUUUCCCUUGUUAGCAGAAGAUGCAAAUGUUGGACUUAAUUGUUUUGUUUUUGUUUCAAGGGAAAAUUUUACAGCCGCAUUUCAUCAAUGACAGGCAAUUUUUUCAGGGAAACAUAUAUUGACCAUUAUGUUGUUUCAUUGAUGUAACUUGAUUGCAUGAAUAAGAAUUAGUAUGUACUUUAUGUAAUACAAGAGUAACAGACCCUUGUUUAAAUUUAAUUCAACAAUUUUACAUUAGUUUAAUUCAGUGUUUGAGAAACAAUUCUGUGUUGUAAUUGUUGUUUUUUUCUUCUUUUUUUGUAAUUGAAAUUUUACAGAUCAAGUUUUAUGUAUUUUCCAAAUUUAUUGAAUGUGUAAAUUAUUUGUACCUAUUAUAUUUUUUCAUUAUUUUUUAAUGAUUUGUUUGUGUUACAGAAGUUAAUUUGACAAUUUAACUCAUUUUUUAUGCAAUUUGACAUAUUGAUCAAUUUUAAUCUGCCAGUUUCUAAAACAUUUUUGCUUUCACUUUCCAUAUCAUUUUAACAAAAUUCUUUUCUGUAUAAAUUAAACAUGCUGAUAUUAAAGGUUUGUAAUUUUAAUAACGGCACUUUUUUAGUAUUUCACAAUGUUUAAUGUGUUGUGUUUUGUCAUUUAUAGAUAAAUGACUUUUGAAUAAAAUUGAAUAGA